Physella acuta is the source of this 1274-nucleotide messenger RNA. RefSeq names its product lachesin-like. Gene Ontology annotation, cellular component: neuron projection membrane. Lineage: Eukaryota; Metazoa; Mollusca; Gastropoda; Physidae. The record is from RefSeq and is a predicted model, not a curated record. Gene Ontology annotation, biological process: synapse organization.
AGGAUAUAACGGCCAGAGUUGAUACACAGUUUGAAAUAGAAGGGAAUUAACUCGCUGUCAUGACCAAAUAUACCAGGAUGCCGUAAACGACCUUGAACUAUCAGCACAAUGUGAAGCAAAUGACACGGAAACAAUACCAUGUUCGUUAUCCGCUGAAUUGACGGAAAUGACAUUCGACCUCCAGAAUCUACAUAUCACAGUGGUCCUAACUGUAACAACGCUGGUCGGAGUGCUCUUGCCUCGAGUCAUUUUGGGUGACCUAACCCAGGAUCACGAUCACUACAUCAGACACCCACUGCAACCCACUUUUCUCAACACGCCCAACAACGUGACGUUUUACAAAGGGGAGGAGGCUGUGCUCAAGUGUGCCAUUGAGCACAAGGGGACACGAACGGUCAUUUGGCGUCGGGCCUCCGAUCCGAACCCCAUCACCAUCGGUGCCAUAACGUACAUCUCUGACGACCGGUUCCGUGUGGUCAACCAGCUCCACUCGCUGGAAUGGAACCUGCACAUCCGGGACGUCAAGCCAGAGGACAGCGGGGUCUACGAGUGCCAGGUGUCGGCAGUCAAGCGGAACAUUCGCCAGAAUGUUAUGCUCAUGGUGGAAGCAUCACAACGGACAGAUAAGACUGACUUAAAGUCUGUUAAGCCAGAAAUCACCAUUCACGGAACGUUGUUCGUUGAACGCGGGGACACGCUGAAGCUGGUCUGUAACGCCACUGGUAGUGAGUACCCCCCAGACGCCAUCGACUGGUUCAAAGAUGGGGACAAGAUCAAAAUCGAUGAACGAGUCACGCUGACCAAUGACGUGUCGUACACUGACCGCACCAUCAGCAGUCUGCUACUGAUCAAACGGUGCCACAUGGGGGACGCUGGCACUUACGUCUGUCGGACGUCUGAUAACCUGGUCACCAGCGCCAAAGUCAACAUUUUAAACACUGGCACUAACAACGAAAAGAGAGAGUCGGACGAUGUGACUGGCAGCUCCCACUACCGGAGCGGAAACAACGCCUCCCCGCGGAUACGUCCAGUGGUUCUCACCACGUUACUAUUGACGCUUUUCUCUUUGAGUCGCGGCUGUCUUUUCACGACGUGAUUGUUGCUGUUUGGAUAGGUCAUGUGAUGUGAGUGGUUCAAAGGACAAAGGUCACCGAGAGCGACAGCUACGAUAUGAUACGGAUUAUAAUUUCUAGACUGCUAGAAAAACCAGUGGAGAAAAAUAUAUGCUGUUUCGCUUAACGUCGUUGGUGACGGAACUUUGUCGUUGUGUGGAA